This is a messenger RNA of Komagataella phaffii GS115, 681 nucleotides long. Its product is annotated as Essential t-SNARE that forms a complex with Tlg2p and Vti1p and mediates fusion of endosome-derived. The transcript has a single exon. Gene Ontology annotation, cellular component: SNARE complex; endomembrane system; membrane. Gene Ontology annotation, biological process: intracellular protein transport; Golgi to vacuole transport; vesicle fusion. The record is from RefSeq and is a predicted model, not a curated record. The coding region runs from base 1 to 681 and encodes 226 amino acids. Lineage: Eukaryota; Fungi; Ascomycota; Pichiomycetes; Pichiales; Pichiaceae. Gene Ontology annotation, molecular function: SNAP receptor activity; SNARE binding.
AUGGAUCCAUUUAAUGAUGUUUACAAAGAUGCCGUCUCCCAGGUUAAUCAGCUGGAUGGCAUCAUAAAUAAUCUCACACCCAAGAACAUCAACCAAAGUAAUAUUGACGAUAUUGAGAAUAAUAAACAGGAACUAAAUGAAACAAUCCAGGAUCUCAGGGACACUGUUAGAAUCAUACGAGAGAACAACGACAAUUAUAAUAUCUCUGAAAAAGAACUCGACGAGAGGAUAGCAAAAGUCGAUAAGAUCUCUGCUACCUUUCAACAGCUGAAUUUACAUUGGAAUGAUAAACUGGCCAAGAGACCUAAGGAAGUUACCACAAUGGCAAAUAGAAUAUCACAGGAUUACGGUAACGAGAACCCAUUUAAUAAUGACACUGCUUUCCAGGAAUUCCAACAGCAGGAGGUGUUGAGAGAGCAGGACCAGCAUCUUGAUAGCGUCUACAACACCAUGCAAAACAUUCAUCUUCAAGCCUCCACUAUGGGUACAGAGCUGGAGGACCAAGGUAUCCUAUUGGAUGAUCUGGAUACAGACUUUGAUCGGGUUGGAGGCAAGUUGACCUCUGGCGUUAAGAGAAUCGAGUGGUUCAUAGAAAAGAAUAAGGAAAGAGCUAGCGACUGUUGUAUCAUAUUGCUGAUUAUUGCGUUGAUAUUUCUGUUAGUGUUACUAUUUAUUGCUUAG